AUGGCCGGUGCACAUGUUGAAAUAGCUGAAGUGGUCAAGAAGCAACAACUAUUGUUGCUGAAUGCCAUGUCUGCUCAACAGAAGACCCUCGAUUGCCUUGCGGACAAAGCAAUCAUGAAUAAGGAUCUCACUGGCGCUGAUGAGGAUGUUAAACGAAAGUGGAUCUUAGCCCAACGUGAGCAAGAAAUCGCAACACCGGCUCCAGCUCAGGGUCCAACAACCUCGUCAUCUUCAGCUCCUACUCCUGCACCAGAGCCGGACCAAUAG
Puccinia triticina is the source of this 267-nucleotide messenger RNA. RefSeq lists its product as uncharacterized. The transcript has 2 exons. The record is from RefSeq and is a predicted model, not a curated record. Bases 1 to 267 code for a protein of 88 amino acids. Lineage: Eukaryota; Fungi; Basidiomycota; Pucciniomycetes; Pucciniales; Pucciniaceae.